AUGGAGGCGCCACCAGAAUUUCUGGAUGGCGACAACUUGAUGGACAACGUCUGCUCGGCUACCCCUGAUGUUGACGUUGCAUUGCCGGAGAAAAGCGUCAGCAUCGGUGAAGAAAGCACACAGGCGCCGUUACGGAGUCGAACGCUAGAGUGGAUGUGGCCUCAGGGGAACGAGGAAGCGUCACCUGAUCUUUCCACGUCAGAGACCGCUUAUCUAGAAGAGACUGUUAUGCCAUCCCUACUUCCAGCUCUAGAGCAGCUUGUCGUGGACGCGUACAAGCAACACGUCCUGGUUCGUGCCGCCGCUAAGCAACGCUUGCUAGAUGCACAAGUCGCAGCAGCUGCUGGAGAGCCUCCGGAAAAGCUUCAGCUCCCUCCAGCAAACGAGCCAGGAGACUGUCAAAGUGACGAUGUCUCCAAGCAGGCUUCUUCCGAGCAAGAAGGACACGACGAGAUCCUCUUGUGCGACGGUUGCGACGUGGCAGUCCAUCAAACGUGCUAUUACGUGGAAACUGUCCCGAAAGCAGACUGGUACUGCCAGUACUGCGAAGACAGAAACCAAGCGCAGGCGAAUGUGACGAAACUCCGGCGACUCGCCAAGUCCUCUGGAAAGACCGACAAGCAAGUCGAAGCAACUUUUCGAACGGAACUGGAUCGAAUGGCCAGCGCGAAAGAGCCGUUUUGCGUCUUGCCGAAACGCUGCCCUCUAUGUCCUCGGAGCUUCGGUGCCCACGUUCGUUGUGGCGAAGAUUUCCGCAUGUGGGUGCACGUGAACUGCGCGGUCUGGGUCCCCGAGACGUGGAUCGUCGGCGUCGACUACGCAGGAGGUCUCGAAGACAUUCCCGCGUGGCGCUGCGAGACCAUCUGCGACAUUUGCGGAGUGGACGAAGGCGCCGUGAUCAAAUGCUCCGUCGGCAACUGCCCUGCCGCCUUCCACCCCAUCUGCGCAAUCAUUGCUGGCUACGGCAUGAAUCUCACAGGGCAGAUUGACUACGAGAGGAAGAACGACACGACAUUCCAUGCCUUCUGUUUGCGCCAUCGAGGCUACACCUUCCGAGAGUCCGUCGAUGCGGAAGAACCCGUGGAGUACCUCUUUAAGCACCCAGAUGCUGAUCACCCCUUCCUUCGGGCGACGAAUCUCGUCCGCCGAAAUCGAGACAUUAUCUUUUUUGCCAAGCAAUGCCACGCAGAGAACUCGACGUGGGGCGUGCGCCUCGGCGCCUACCUGAUUAAGGAACUGAAUGAAAAUAUCGUUGCGCUCCGAGCUCUCUGGAAGCGCAUCGAAGACCUCAGUGCCCCUCGUUCACUACCCUGUUCUGCCUCCUCCAGUGUCCCUCCAGAAAGCAAAGCGGCCUCUGUUGUGUUGGGGAAUCUUGGCGAAGAAGCGAAUGCAGAGGGGGAUGCCCAGAUGCAGGAUGGGUCUACGAAAUGA
This is a messenger RNA of Neospora caninum, 1431 nucleotides long. RefSeq lists its product as hypothetical. The coding region runs from base 1 to 1431 and encodes 476 amino acids. The record is from RefSeq and is a predicted model, not a curated record. The transcript has 9 exons. NCBI's taxonomy places the organism in Eukaryota, Apicomplexa, Conoidasida, Eucoccidiorida, Sarcocystidae. Gene Ontology annotation, biological process: regulation of transcription by RNA polymerase II.